UUUUUUUUUUUCUUUUAAUCUAUAGAUUAUUAAUAAUGAUGAUGAGAGAACCUUUAGAUCAUAUUGCUGAACUUUUUGGUAUUAGAUCUAUUUACUUAAUAUAAAAUAGAGUGAUUUACUUAUUUUUAAAUAGAUGAACAUUUAAAAAAUCCUACUAAUUCACCUGCCACAUUUGAUCCUUCACCUGCUUUCUUGGAUAUAUUAAAAACCAACAAACAACAAAUUACUUCAAUUAAUGAUGUACCUGUUCAACAAAUACCUAAGAAUAGUUUAGUUCGUUUUCGUUGCAUGAUCCAAGAUACAGGAUUAGGCCAAGAAAUGUUCAUUUCAGCUUAUGAAAAAUUAGACAAAAAUGGAGUUUCAAAAUUACAUUGUAAUCGUUAUACGGAUGAGCCAAUGGAUACAGAGUUUAAUGAUCAACAUAUUAUUCAAAACGAACAUCUUUGUGAGCGCACUCUUGUUUAUUGUGUUUCUCCACCUGGUGAGAAUCAAUGGUCAAAAAAUGCUCAUAAUUUAAAUUCAGAUUCAUUAAGUGAUGGAAUGAAUCAACUUGAAAUCAAAGAAUCGAAUACUAUUUCGACCAAAAAAUAUCCUUUACCAGAACAAGCUCAUGUUUCAGCUAUUGUUAAAUUUUACAAUGAUAUGGGUGAAUCAAUUAAAGUGGGACAAUUAAUUGAAGUGAUUGGUAUCCGUGGACAAGAUUUACAGAGACAACAAGAUGAGGAGGAGGCAAAUCAUGAAUUUGAAUCAGUAUUAAAUUUAUUUUCAGACAUGCCCGUUAUUCAUGCCAUUGCUUAUAAUAAUCUUGAAGAGGCUCAAAGUAGUCCUCUUGCUAAAUAUGACGACAUUAUGGAUCAGGCAAAUGAUAUCCGCACUCAAUUAAUUGACUAUAUUGCUAUACACGCUUUAGGUGGUGAUAAGUUGGCAGCUGAAUUUGUUUUAUUACAACUAUUAUCUAGAAUUACUCUCAAAAACAGUGGAUUGAAAAUUGGAUCUUUUACUUUGAACGUGAGUGGAUUUUCUUCACAUAAAACAACUGAAUCGGAUAAAAAGAACUCAAUGCUAGCCUUGAAUAAUCCAGUAACAAAAACAGUAGCAGAUGUAUUAGAGAGUUUAACUGUCCAUUCAGUCAAUUUACCUUUGACAAUCGAUAUGCUUAACAAGACACGAUUUUCGCCCAAGAGUGUUAACGAAAACUUAGAAGCCGGUUUACUUCAAUUAGUAGAUGGUACUGUUCUUUUAGUGGAUGAAACUGUAUUAGAUGAAGGAAAACUUGUAGAUUUAGGUGUUCGAAAUUUCCAAGCACUUCAAAACUUGAUUCAGCACCAAACAUUAACUUACGAGUUCCCUUAUAGUCAAUACAAUUUUGAUACAGAUAUUAAUGUACUUUCAUUAUCUACUUCAAAAUCAAUGCUUCCUAAUCAUUGCUCUAUUCCUCUUGAAACUGUUAUUUCUCUUGAAAAUAAUAACAGAGAAAAGCCCUCAAACGAAACAUUAAAUCUUUUCAGAAAGUUUAUUCAUACAGCUAAAUAUUUACAAUAUGAUAUUUCUGAUGCUGUAUCUGAGUAUAUUCAAAGUUCCUUUGUAAAUGAACGUAAAGUAGCUUCUGAGAAAGGUAUAGAGUUGCCUUCACAAGAAGAUUUGAUGCUUCGAAUGAACUUAGCUAGAUUGGCUGCUGUUUCAUUUGGUGAAAAUAAUCUUACUCAAGAAAGAUAUGAUUAUGUUGUUGAUCUUGAUAAAAAACGUAAAGCAAGAUUGUCAAAUUAGCUCAUUCAUUGUAAAAAUAUAAUUACAAGUCAUUUUAUUAUUAUUUUUGUUUACUACUUAUUAUUUUCUUUUAUUGCUCAGUAAUAAACAUAUAAAAAUGUGUAUAUAUAGUA
This is a messenger RNA of Cokeromyces recurvatus, 1880 nucleotides long. Its product is annotated as putative alanine racemase-domain-containing protein. The record is from RefSeq and is a predicted model, not a curated record. NCBI's taxonomy places the organism in Eukaryota, Fungi, Mucoromycota, Mucoromycetes, Mucorales, Mucoraceae. The coding region runs from base 289 to 1767 and encodes 492 amino acids. The transcript has 7 exons. Gene Ontology annotation, biological process: DNA-templated DNA replication. Gene Ontology annotation, molecular function: chromatin binding.